Messenger RNA from Baudoinia panamericana UAMH 10762, 1737 nucleotides. RefSeq lists its product as uncharacterized. Gene Ontology annotation, molecular function: deoxyribodipyrimidine photo-lyase activity; FAD binding; damaged DNA binding. The transcript has a single exon. Gene Ontology annotation, biological process: photoreactive repair. The annotation marks the transcript as partial. Lineage: Eukaryota; Fungi; Ascomycota; Dothideomycetes; Mycosphaerellales; Teratosphaeriaceae. The record is from RefSeq and is a predicted model, not a curated record.
CGUAUACUUAUUUAUCUUGUCCGGCGCGACCUUCGCCUCGCGGACAAUCCAGUAUUCCACGAGAUUGGACGCUUGUUUUCGCAGUCACACCAGCCAUUUACUCAUGUUCUGCCGAUCUACAUUUUCCCCGCCGAGCAAAUCGAGGUGUCAGGUUUCCUGUCACCAGGCGUAACGCGCUCCCCGUACCCGGAAGCGAGAAGUUACGUGGGCGGCUUCUGGCGUUGCGGCAGGCUGCGUGCCCAGUUCAUUGCAGAGAGUGUCUGGGACCUCAAGCGGGAUCUUGAGAGUACUGGAAGUGGCCUACAGAUCCGUGUAGGGUCAGUGCGCGACGUGGUUCAGAGCAUACUCGAUGGCUACCGGGAGCGACACGAUUGCGAGGUUCACGGCCUGUGGAUGACGAAGGAGGAUGCGUGGGAGGAGUACGAAGAAGAAGAACGCGUCGGAGACCUCAUGACCGCCGAAGGUAAGGAGUUUAAAAUCUGGACGGACGAGAAGUACCUCGUGGAUGACCGAGACCUUCCAUUCCAGGAUGCACGGGAACUUUCGGACGUUUUCACUUCUUUCCGGAAAACAGUUGAGCCUCUCCGGGAAGCACCACGUAAAGAGCUUCCUAGACCGGAAAAGCUGCCUCCUUUGCCCGAUUUUGUCCCUCCGCAAGCACCACCUUUCACCAUUCCUGACUCCCUGGACGGCACGAUUGCGGCACUGUUCGAACCUCUGGAUGAGAAUCUGGAGAUAACUGAUAUGCCAACAAUGCCGCCAGGCACGCAAUCGGCUCAUCCCUUCGUAGGUGGCUCCCAACCGGGCCGUGAACGUAUACACCAUCUGAUCGAAUCUGGGUCAAUGACGGCAUAUAAAGACACACGGAACGGUCUGCUUGGCCUUGACUUCAGCACAAAGCUUUCGGCUUGGUUAGCGUUAGGUUGCAUUACCGCACGGCAAGUGCAUUGGCGGCUCGUUGAGUUCGAGGAUGGUACGACAGAUCUCGGAAAAGACGCACCAGGAUAUGGCAAGGGCGAGAACAAAGGUACGGCCGCUGUGCGGUUCGAGCUGCUGUGGCGGGACUACAUGCGGCUGUGUACACGCAAGUUCGGAAAGCGUCUGUUCUACCUACCCGGAUAUCGACACGACAAAAGUGCCAAAUUCAAGAUGAUCAGUAGCCCGUGGACGACUUCCACGGAAAGGAAGAAUAGGAAAGGCGUCAACGACGAAGACACCACGGUCGUUGUUGAGCGCUUUUUGCGAGGCCAGACCGGUACUGGACUGAUCGAUGCUUCGCAGCGCGAACUUUUCCUUACCGGGUGGACUUCCAACCGUGCGCGUCAAAAUGUCGCAUCGUACCUCGCUAAACACCUUAACAUCGACUGGAGACUAGGCGCCGAAUGGUACGAAACCAACCUCAUCGACUACGACGUCCAUAACAACUGGGGUAACUGGCAGUAUAACUCCGGCGUGGGCAAUGAUCCUCGUGGUGAGGCUCGAGUGUUCAAUCCAGUCAAACAAGCUUUAGAUUACGACUCUAACGCCGAUUACGUUCGCGCCUGGGUUCCUGAGUUACGAGGCGUUGGCAUGAGCCGGCGAGAUUCGGUGUCGAGUGGCGAAAGCAAUAUGCAAGACUUGAUGGGUAUUUUUCAAGCUUGGCGCAUUCCGCAUGAGGAGAAGGAACGACUGGGCCUUGCAGGCGUAGAAUGGGUUGAGAAGCCUCUAGUGCGAAUCGACUUCAACGUUAACCGACGU